Molecule: messenger RNA, 8058 nt
Organism: Monopterus albus (swamp eel)
Lineage: Eukaryota; Metazoa; Chordata; Actinopteri; Synbranchiformes; Synbranchidae
Gene: nhsl2
Product: NHS-like 2
Exons: 10
Coding region: 208-4359 (1383 amino acids)
Biological process (GO): cell differentiation
Source: RefSeq, a predicted model, not a curated record
CACCAAAAAAGAGAAAAGCUCGAUCGCAGUCAAAAACAAUGAGAGCGCACGACGCGCGUUUGCUCCAAGCUUGUCCAACAGCAGUGGAGUUUUUCCUCCCGGAGGAUUCAUAGCAUGCGUCUGCGCGCCAAACUGCGGGAGAAGGACCACAGGAAUAUAACUUGACUAUCUGCGGAGUUUGUUAUUCUUUGCAGGGAGAGAGAAACCAUGCCUUUUUGCAAACGGACGAUACUUCCAAAGGAUGUGUGCAAGCCCGACGGCAGGAAGGUGCUGGAGGCGCGUCCGCAGCAGCAGGCGGAGAUUUUCGGUGACUUGGUGGACGUGUGCGGCUUCACCCUGUGUUCGGUGCUGCGACAGCUCUCGGAUCUGUCCCAACACUCGGUGAGCAUCCUGGAGGAGCUGGAGGAAGAGCUGGUGUCCAUCUGCCACCGGUCCGGCGCGCUGGAGAGCAGAGUGGUCCGGCUGCAAAGGCACGUCGCAGUGUUGCUCAGCAAGCCUCCGCCGAGAACCACCAGCGGUCUAGAAGCAGAGAGCGGAAGGCGCGGUGGCAGCAGCAGCAAUAGCAGCCACGGCGAUGGCAACCACAGCAGCAGCGGCGGCGCGGCCCACUUCAGGUCUCCAUGGCAACAGAGCGUGAACGUGUUCGGCUCAUGGAGCAGGCCGGACUGUGUUGAAGAGCUGCACCAGCAGGCACAGCUCAACCUCCAGAGCCUGCUGCAAGAUUUUGAGGAGCAGCUGUACGACACCAAGCUGACUGGUCAGACUUUCCGGCACCCGUCCUCGCAGACCUCUGACGACACAUCCACCUCGCUCAGCCGAUCGCCCGUCUCCGUCAACAGCAGGAGACCUGACUUCAUCUUCCUGCCAGCCUCCAGGCAGCUCUACGAGGAUGAAACCACCUCCUCAGUGUUUGGACUGAGGUCAGUGACUGACCCGUCUCCCUCCCCGUCCCCGUCCCCCUGCAGCUCAGAUCGCCCCCUGCUGGCCUGGAGUAGUAACAACAGCAGCAGUAGCACUGCCACCUCUGCUACCACCGGACCGCCUGUUGCAGAAAAACCCCGUUGGCAUCUGGGGAGACGUACACCGGCUCACUUCUUACCACUCGAUAUUACAGGUGACGGAGGGGGAGGUAAAUUCCACGGUGUCGACCUCCUCCAGCACUCCCCGUCCCCAUCCCCCUCUCCAGGGGACCCCUUCCCCCACCAGCCACACUCCCUGGAGCCGGUCAGUGACACUCCCCACCAGAACCUCCCCCUGAGAAAGACACACUCUGAUCUCGACACAACUUUACCUGCAGGUAGCACAUCGGAGCAGCGUGCCUCAGAUCAACUUCACCCAGGCGCUAUGGACCACUCUGGGCUGCUGUGCUCAAACACACCCUCUGCUUCUUGGAAUGGACCUAAAGGAUCCACCUUUUCUCCUGGAGCAUGGAAUGAGUCUUACAAUUAUAACAUGAACAAAGGUCCAGCAGUUCCACCCAAACAGCACAGCAUCAUUGGUAAUACAGGAGGAGUGACACAGGAUGGGGUGAUGCUGGUGAGCUCCGGACACUCGAUGAGCUCACAUUCCAGUUCGUUCAUGUCUGUGACAGACUCUUCAGGGAGAGUAGGAAGUAAUAUGCCAGCGAUUCCACCAGCAGUGGCAAUGAUGGGGAAGUGGAGCGAGACAGAAGGGGCUGCAGCAGAUGGAGGGAGAGGAGGAGGAGGAGGGGGGAGAGUUGGUGAGCCAGGGAGAGGGAGGGAGCGGUCGGCACGUUCCAUAGCAGCACAGAACGCCUUCAAGUUCCGAGAGCGUUCCCUUUCUACACCCACAGAUUCUGGUUCCUUCUGCUUCACAGAAGGUAUUAUAGGCCAGCCAGAUGGAAAGAUGUCUACAGGGAAUGGGAACGCUAUGUCAGUAAGAGACCACCUACAGCAGCCUCACAACUUCCUUGGUUUGGGUGAGAACUAUGCCCUCCUCUACCCCAGAGGGAGCUCUGAAGACAGCACCAGUACUACAGAUACAAUCUCUGUGACAGCUUCGGACUACAGCGCUGAGAGUCGCUUACGUCUACGAUCCCGCUCCAUCUCACUUAAGAAAUCUAAGCACAAGCCACCACCUCCUGUGAGGAGCGUCUCUCUUAUGAAGAAUCUCGGAGAAGCCAAGGGGAGAAUCCGCCAUGAAGGUGGUCUUUACCGAGAUGGCCGGCCAAAGAGCCUGCACAUUCCCAGGGACCACUUCCCAGACUUUCAGCCUGAUUUUCUCCUGCCCACCUCAUCCAGCUCCUCCAAGCCCAUUGUUGGUGAGAGGGAGCUGGGCCAUGGAGGCAGUGACGGACCUCCAAGCCUGGAGAUUCAGGCACCAGACAGGGAGGGAGAGACAGAGCUGACCUUCCCCACUCAAUGGCAGCUGGGGGAGUGGAAGAAUGAUCCCUACAGGUCUCUAUCAGGCUCCAGCACAGCAACAGGUACCACAGUGAUUGAAUGUAUGAAAGUCAGAGGCAGCUCAGAGUCUCUUCUUGACUCUCCCUCCACCUCCAGAGCCACCUCACCCUCACAGUUCUCCACGGAAAUUGACGUUAAGGCAUCCUCACCCUUCAAACCCCCUGGACUUAUGUCCCCAUCAAGUGGUUAUUCCAGCCAGUCAGAGACUCCCACUCCAACUGUUCCACUCAGUCAAGUGUCAGGUCAUGGGACAGUAGGGAUGGCUGGGACAUCAGGAUGUAAAAUGCGCCCAAAGAUCCCAGAGAGGAAAUCAUCACUACCAUCAACCAAGGACCCAGCUGCAAGGUCUAGAUUGUCCUUUGAGAUGCCUGGGAAUGCACAUCUGGAGCUGUCAUUAAUCAAGCCAAAGCAAAAGGCUAGCCGGCGGCAUUCUGACACUUCGACAGCAGCAAAACCUGGAAAAAUCAGCCCCAAUUCUACACAGGCAUUGCCUGUGGUUACCCAGAGCGAGCUGAAAACUGUUCGGCUUCGCUCUGUUUCUCGUGGUGAUCUGGAGGACUACCCUGAUGGGGCGUCUGACACCAUCGAAGAAGAACAGCAUGGCCGAGACCUAGGCGAGGAUCCCAGUCCUCCACCUACUCUACCAAAACCAAAACCACCUGUUGCUGUCAAGCCCCCCUUGCCCAAGCGACCCAUAAACCUCCUCCUAAAGUCUCCCUCACCCUCCUCCACUUCCCCCCUUGCCCUUGACUCACCUCCUGCCUCACCUGUGGACCGGCCUGUGCCUCUGGGUAACAUCUACAAAGUCAUGAAAAAACCCAAACCCAAAAAGCCUCCACCCCAAACUGCAACAAGUCCUUCCAUUCUCCCAGACUCAAAUUCCUCCACCACCCCACAAACUGCCUAUGAUCAUCCCUUUCUACCCCACUCCCAGCCCUUCUUUGAUCUCCCCCCUCUCCCAGACCCCCAGCCUCUUCUGGAGGACCCAACUUUGGAGCCUGAAUUUGAUACUGACCCAGACAUCCAUCUUGGCCCUGAGGAUGGAGGCUCACUCCCUUCUCCCUGCAGUAACCAGGAGGCCCCAGAGCUGCAGGGGAAGAGCAAGACCCUCCCCUCAAGGAUGACAAUCUCCUGUUUGGCAGACCUGUCGGACAAAAAGAAACCCAAGAUUCCACCUCCAGUCCCCAAGAAGCCAAAUGUCCUGUUUUUUCCCACGUCGGUCCACUCCUCUACUAAUGGCAGCACAGAUCGGCAGACGCCGCAGACCGACACCCCUGUGGGCCUUCAAUGUGCCAUAGAAGCAUUUCCACCAGAGGAUAUUCCCAGUGAUCCUAGUGUUCCAGAUAUGCCAGAGCUAGAUGACCAACACUUGGGAACAGAUGAGGAGAGUUCAAAAGAGUCUUCACUUCAGUCAUCUUUACAAGAUUCCUCCCUCACUGAGCUUGAAGGGAAGAUGGCCAGUACUGGGAUCGGGGCAGAUGACUUAGCAGCCAGUGAGAUGACAGUACUCCACAUUGCUGAGGAAACAGAUGACGACUUGGUGGCCAGCACACCUACAACACACACCACCGAAGACUUGUUCACUAUUAUACACAGGUCCAAACGGAAGGUUCUGGGUCGAAAGGAGCCGUCAGACUCCUUUGGCAGCCGGCAGAGUCUUGUGUCCCCGGUGAAACACAACACUAGUGGUAGUGACUUCCGAAACCUGACCUUAGGCAGCAGUCAGAGGUCGAUCUCCCGAAAUGAGAACUUCAUGGCCCUGCUUCAAAAAAAAGGCAGUAAGUCUUCCAGCGGAGGGGCCAGAGUCUCCGCUAUGGAGCUUCUCAAAAGCACAAACCCUCUGGCGCGACGGGUCACAGAAUUUUCAACCAACAUGUCGAUGACUGCUGAGGGAGGAGAGGCAGCAUCCGGUGAUGACAAAUCCAGUGAUCAAUAAACAGUAGUAUCAUUAGCACACGUUAAUUUAUCCAGGCUCGUUUGCUGUUGACAAAGCUACCAAACAAUUCUACAGUGUCCUACCCACUGCACACAGGGCCUUCUGGUUAACAUGACGAACUAAGCCGCUCCAACUACUGAUUGACCGUUUGCCCUGCCCAGUCAAAUUGGAGCACAGUUUUGGACCAAACAGUUGGAGCUCUCCACUUCGCUGUCAAAUCUGAAGAGCGCAAAAUUUGUUCUCACUGUAUUUUCUCUAUGAAAUGUGGGGGUCAAGCUUCAACACAGCACUUUGCUUUCUUCAUUGGGAAUGUCUUUAUUGUGGAGGCUAGAUGGAUUAUGGCAUUGGUAGAGCAGAUGCUGGGAAUAUGCAGAUAUACAUCGGAUACCUUUACUCCUGGCUCCUUCUUGAUGAUGACAGCACCAGUUAAUAUAUCUCUAACCAGUUAUGCUAUUUUGCUGGGAUAGCACAGAGGAUCAACAAUCAAAUUAAAGAAAUAAAUGGAUACAGAAGAUACAAAUGAUUCAUCUACAAAUUAACUGAAACCAUCCAGCAUUGCAGCACCAACACCUGUAGGCCGAUAUGAACUGAAGGAUAAAUUAUUAAAAGUAUACCUGAAGCAAAUAUGUCGAAAACCUUGGACAUUGUAGCUCUGCCUUCUCUCGGUGGUAAAUGCGAUACCGGAGCAGGAAUCACCCCUGUUGUUUUUAUUAGACACAAUAUUCAGCCUGGAGCAGAUUUAAACACCACUGGGGCUUUUUGCCACCAAAGAUAAUGAGCCUGUCACAGUUUUUUGUUGCUCAUUUUAUGAAAGUGAAAGUGGACCUUCACAAAACAUUCCACAGAGGCACUUGGCAAACGAACAGCAUUUUGGAACACAAGCACUUUUCUUUUUCUUUAGUGUCAGAGGCCAUUUACAUGGAGCAGCCUUUGUGUUGCUACGCUUUCCCCUUAAGACUCAUCAAUCAUUAUUUUUUCAGUUUUUGUGUAGAUUAUUUUUUGUUUGCUUAUAUUUUUUUUAAUAUGACCAUAGACUGUACAUGAUUAAUUGGACUGUACUAUAUGUAUCAUGUACAAAGAUAAAUGUUACGCAUCUAUCAACAAAUAUCAUUUGCAGAUACAAAGACUAAAAAUAGUGUACAGGACAGCAAACAGUUUGGAUUACAAACUGCCCACACCAUGGAGGGAAAACACACACUCCCAACACACAGACUAAAGAGUAAUGGCAUGGAAGUCCAACAGAACAGACCUAUCUACACAAGUAUGUGUGUCCAUGUAAGUGUGUGCACAGAUGAAUUCAUGCCUGUGGAGUUUCUGUACAGAGAGUAUGAAGCAGGCCUGGUUAUUAAACAGGGUUUUUAUUCAUUCUGGUCUCUGGUGACAGGACCAAAGGACUGUUAAAAGCUACAAACGGACCAGAGGGGACCGAGUGGUGCAUAUGUGCUUGUUUGUGUGUGUGUCUAUUCACAUGUGUGUUUAGAGGGAAGUGCCAAGAACAAAGUGAGAGAAAGAGACAGAAUGGCCAUUCUCAUGCCUAUUUGUGUGUUUGCCAUUUUUUGUGUGCAUAUUCAGACUUGCACAUACAGUAUUGAGUGUGGGAAUGUGUGUGCAUCAUUACCCAGCACCUUUCGUGGGAUAGCAUUGACAUGAGAAAACUUCCUCUUCUCCCUUAUGUUAUAAAACUAUAAUAAUUCCAGAAACACAAAGGGACUCCAGAAAAAAAAAUCUAAUUUCAGAAUCAGGAGGAUUUGGGAAUCAAAUGCAAGCUGUGUCUCAAUUCAGACUCUUUGAAGGAUGUGGUCUAUGAAGCCAUGGUCGAACCAUGGGCCGAACCUAAAUGAGACAGUCUGGUCUACAGAGGAUUCCCUAUUUAUGUUACCAGCUGUUCCCACAAUCACUGUUGUGUUACAAGUCCCGCUCCUGUCAACUAGUAAACUUGACAGCUGCUCUGCACUCUGCCACUCUUGGGAUAGGGUGGGCUGAAAAGGAUCCACCAGUUGGAGCCUUCGUUGCCCAGGGAAGAAGGAUGUAUUUCUCAACUGCAUUUGAAGGAGCCUUUGAAAUGGGACGGCCUUGUUGCAACACUGCAGUGCCAUCGGUCUUCACAUGGAGCAUUUCAAGGAUGGGUUCCAUGAACUGGGACACAGCUACAGAAGCAAAAGCACUGCAAAACCUGAAGGAUUCUGGAAUGGUUGGCAGAGUUUGGAAUUCCGGUCUUGUGUCAAGUUCUGUUCCCCUCACUGAGAUGUGCUUCCCUCUGUUAAAACUGUUUCUACUAGCGCCUCCUCUGUGUUUAUGGUUAGGAUAAGGUUAGGGUUCAGGUUGGGGGAAACUCAUCUUGAAUGGGGAACAGAUCGCUGGGACACAACACUGGAAUGAUGGAGUCAUGAUUAGCCACCACAGCUCUACUUGGGAGGCUAUGGCUGCAGAGUUGCACAGUGACAUAAUGGGGCCCAGUAGUUUCUCUUUGUUUUGCCCUCCUCCAUGCUGUCUCUUUCGUCUCAGACUAGAGGAGGUGGUCUGUGGCACUCUCCUCCCACUCAUCACUGCUGGAUCACAUACUCCGUCUGUGUCUCCGCAUAUAGCAUCAUCUCUCUUUUUCCUGUAACCUCUCUUCUGGCAUAUAGCAUAUGCUCUCGUUCUCGCUCUUCCCUUAUAUAUUGCAACCUCUUUCUCUCUCUCUGCUUUUGCAUAGCACAACCUCUCUGUCCCUUCCUCUCAUUCUCUAACUUCUUGCCCUUCCUCUUUUAACCUUCCUACCAUCUUCUCUUCUCUCCCUGACCAUCCCUUGCUUUCUGUUAACCAUCCCCUGUUUUUCCCAGCUCUUUUUUCUCUCACCCCCUCUCCACAUCUCUCUGCAUUCAGUCUAUGCAUCUGAGCUCAGAAGACGACGUGACACCGAAUGAAUGUCAAUGAAUGACUGUUAAGAAAAUAGAUGCUGUGCUUAGUUUGAAAGUGUGAAAACAUCUUUCUAUCAAUGUCUAUAUUCUGCCUUCUCUCUCUUUUGCUCUGAGUUUUUAUACUUUUUUCUGUACCUUCCCUUUGAGUAUCCAUGUCACAUGGAAUUAACAUAGAUGAGUGAAUGUUGAAUGACUAAAUGGAUAAGAUCUGUGCACAAACACAGAAUCAGGCAGGAUUUGAAUGGGGUUUUGCUUAAAGGACCUUUUGGACUGAGAAUGAAACACCCUGUGGUCUUUGACACUAGACUGACCCGAAGUUCUGGGUCUGUGUGGAUGGACUGAUAAUUCUGGAUUAGCAGUGGUUCAGCUCUAACACCUGACUUAUCCCCCUGCAUGGAUGGGCCAUGCAGAGGGAGGAGGCUCCAACUCAGCAUCUCCUGGCUCCAACUCAGCAAACUAUUCCUAGGUGCUAUUGAGUCAGAGCUCUCCCUAGUGGAGGAAUCACACAAAACAAGAGUGAAAAAACAUACACCUCUCUUUCCUACAACAGUCCUUCAGGUAUUUCAUUAUCCUGAAAAAAGUGAAGAUUUUAAAAAUGCAUAAAUUAUCACCAUUUAUGACUAGUCAAGUGACGCUUGUUUUAAAUAUUUAGUGAAUGAAAUAAAACUCUGUGUUUGUUUGCCUUGUAUACUGAAUUAUGGGCGUGUUGCUGCACCGCCUACUGUUUUUUAAUUUUAUUUUUAUUGUUAUUUCAGCUGCCUUGGUAGCACACACACACACACACACACAGAAGCACUUG